This is a messenger RNA of Penicillium samsonianum, 3537 nucleotides long. RefSeq names its product Cu(2+)-transporting P-type ATPase CCC2 (gene ctpA). Gene Ontology annotation, molecular function: P-type divalent copper transporter activity; ATP hydrolysis activity; ATP binding. NCBI's taxonomy places the organism in Eukaryota, Fungi, Ascomycota, Eurotiomycetes, Eurotiales, Aspergillaceae. The record is from RefSeq and is a predicted model, not a curated record. The transcript has 2 exons. Gene Ontology annotation, cellular component: membrane. Gene Ontology annotation, biological process: monoatomic cation transport; copper ion homeostasis. The coding region runs from base 1 to 3537 and encodes 1178 amino acids.
AUGUUACCCAUGAAUCCGCACGCCCGCGGGGCUAAUCGACCCGUAAUGGCCACCACAACUAUCAAAAUCGACGGAAUGACUUGCGGAGCUUGCACAUCAGCAGUAGAGGGCGCAUUUCAAGGGAUAGACGGUGCGCACGAUGUUUCUGUCAGUCUCAUCAUGGGUAGGGCCGCUGUACAACAUGAUCCGUCAGUGUUACCGCCUACGAAAAUCGCAGAGAUGAUUGAGGACUGCGGGUUCGAUGCGGCAGUACUUUCGACCGAGGAACAAAGGAAUCCCGACUCUGCUUCUUUUCCGGCUACGCGACUCUCCAUAACCAACCUGGCGGUUGAGGGUAUGACAUGCGGGGCAUGUACGUCUGCAGUGGAAAGCGGGUUGAACAAUGUCAGCGGUGUGAACUCCGUAGACGUAUCACUACUUUCUGAGCGCGCAGUUGUGGAACAUGAUGCAGGCAUCAUCACACCAGAGCAGAUCGCAGAGCUCAUUGAAGAUCGAGGCUUUGGAGCGCGAGUGCUGGACACUUCCCUAGUGGGCUCCAAGGGACCAUCUGCAUCGGCUGACUCGGAAGAUAAAUCGGGGCUUCUGGUCACCACGGUCGCAAUUGGAGGAAUGACAUGCGGCGCUUGCACAUCUAGCGUCCAGGGUGCCUUGAGCAAUGUGGAUGGAGUAAUCCAGUUCAACAUCAGUCUUCUGGCUGAGCGAGCAGUGGUUGUACACGACCCAACCAUACUCCCUGCCAGCAAAAUUCCAGAUCUUAUUGAAGAUGCCGGAUUUGAUGCGUCCAUCGUGUCGUCAGAGGCGCAGGCGUCAAUUUCCAAAAAGACACAGCAGAUCAAUUUGAGCUUGCAUGGGCUGCGAGACGGCGUUUCUGCCACAGCAUUGGAAGAUAGUCUAUUACAGCAACCGGGUGUUCUUUCGGCAUCAAUAAAAAUGGCUACCUCCCGUAUAGUCAUUGCUAUCGACCCAUCUACAAUCGGAAUCCGGUCUGUUGUGGACGUGAUCGAGGCUGCUGGUUACAACGCCUUGAUUGUCGACUCAGAUGAUACCAAUGCACAGCUACAGUCAUUGUCCAAAACGAAGGAAAUCCAAGAAUGGAGAAGAUCUUUCAUCAUCGCCGCCUCUUUUGCGGUCCCUGUCUUCCUCAUCAGCAUGAUUCUUCCGAUGUAUUUCCCCGGAAUUGACUUUGGCAGUGUUGCACUGAUCCCGGGCCUAUAUCUUGGAGAUCUGAUCUGUCUCGCUCUUACCAUUCCGGUGCAGUUCGGCAUUGGCAGACGAUUUUAUAUCACGAGCUUCAAGUCUCUCAAGCAUCGAUCCCCAACCAUGGACGUUCUCGUAAUGCUGGGCACGUCCGCUGCCUUCUUUUACAGCUGUUUCACCAUGAUCAUGGCUCUUUGCAGCAAGGACCAACGGCGUCCUAGCACCGUGUUUGACACCAGUACGAUGCUUAUCACCUUUAUCACUUUGGGACGAUGGCUAGAGAACCGAGCCAAAGGCCAAACUUCCGCUGCUCUUUCUAGGCUCAUGUGUCUGACUCCAUCUAUGACGACUAUCUACGAAGAUCCCAUUGCGGCAGAGAAACUGGCUGAGCGCUGGACCUCCAAACCUACACCUGGCGCACCUGAGCAACCCACGUUGGCCGACGACAUAACGGUAAAUCAAAAGUGCAUCCCCACCGAACUAAUUCAAGUCGGUGAUGUCGUCAUCCUCCACCCCGGAGAUAAGGUGCCUGCGGACGGUGUGGUCAUCCGGGGCGAAAGCUAUGUUGAUGAGAGCAUGAUCAGUGGAGAAGCACUGCCUAUUCACAAAAAGAAAGGCAGUCAAAUCAUUGCUGGGACUGUGAACGGCACAAACUCUAUUGAUUUCAAAGUCAUUCGAGCCGGCAAGGAUACCCAAUUGAGCCAGAUUGUAAAGUUGGUACAGGACGCGCAGACGAGCCGUGCUCCGAUUCAGCGCAUGGCUGAUAUCGUUGCUGGUUACUUUGUCCCCACCAUCAUCGGUCUUGGUUUGAUCACAUUCUUUGGUUGGAUGUUCCUCAGCCAUGUCCUGCCUCAUCCGCCCACGAUCUUUGAAAUGGCAGGCAGCGGUGGCCGAGUCAUGGUUUGCUUGAAGCUGUGCAUCUCGGUCAUUGUCUUUGCGUGUCCCUGUGCUUUAGGUCUGAGCACCCCAACCGCGGUCAUGGUUGGUACCGGCGUCGGCGCUGAGCAUGGCAUCCUCGUUAAGGGAGGUGCCGUGCUAGAAGCUGCCACGAAGGUUACUCAUGUUGUCUUCGAUAAGACGGGCACCCUGACUACAGGUCGGAUGAGCGUAGCUCACACCCGAAUUGAACCUCAAUGGACAAUGAACGACUGGCGCCGUCAGCUCUGGUGGCUUAUUGUCGGUCUCGCAGAGGCAGGCAGUGAACACCCAAUCGGACGAGCGAUCUUCUCUGCGGCCAUAACCGAAUCAGGUCAUCCCGGAGAAGAUGGGUUACCAGGGAGCACGGGUGACGUUGACAACUAUGUUGGCAAGGGUGUUUCUGCCGUCGUCGAACCUACAUCUAGCGGCCAACGUAUCCGGCAUCAUGUCCUCCUUGGCAACGCCAACUUCCUCCGGUCCAAAGACGUCCCUGUACCCGCUGACGCAGAUCCCGACUCCGCGGAACCUGUCGAAGACUCGGAAGCUGACAUCCCCAAUCCUGGUGCCACCGCUGCCGGCAUUACACGCAUCCACGUUGCAAUCGACAACCGCUAUGCCGGAACCAUCUCCCUCCGAGACACAGUAAAAGAAACCGCCGUGGCGGCUGUAGCGGCCCCUGCAUCGCAUGGGCAUCUCAACCUCCAUGCAGUCGGCAUCCCAACUGAUACAAUCCACGCCUCCGUCUCCCCAUCCGAGAAACGCUCAAUCAUCUCCGCCCUCCAAGCAGAAGGCGAGCGCGUCGCCAUGGUCGGCGACGGCAUCAACGACUCUCCCGCACUGGCCACGGCAUCCGUCGGAAUCGCCCUAGCAUCCGGCACAGACGUAGCCGUCGAGGCUGCCGAUAUCGUCCUGAUGCGUCCGGACGAUUUACUGUCUGUACCAGCAAGUCUCUCCCUCUCGCGCUCGGUCUUCAAACGCAUCAAGUUGAACUUAAUUUGGGCUUGCAUGUACAAUGUUAUCGGCCUUCCAUUCGCCAUGGGCCUUUUCCUCCCCUUCACGGGCUUCAUGCUACCCCCCAUGGCCGCCGGUGCUGCCAUGGCUCUUUCCAGUGUCUCCGUCGUUGUUAGCAGUCUGCUGUUGAAGUUCUGGCGUCGCCCGUCUUGGAUGGAGGUUGAGAGUCUUGAGAAGGAGCUUCGCUCGGGUGCGAUCUCUCCGGCUGGUCUGGCACGUCGUGGUCAUGCUCGUAAGGUCAGCUGGUGGGCUUCCACUACUAUUUUGUCGGAUAGCCCGCGUUCUCUGCGUCGUCGUGUUGGGAAUGUUUUCUCUUCGCUUUGGUCUCUGGUCACUGGCAAAGGACCCAUGCCGGCUGGUCGGGGUGAUGACGGUUAUGUUCCGUUGCAGACAGUUGAGCCGCCUGUUUGA